This is a messenger RNA of Cynoglossus semilaevis (tongue sole), 1846 nucleotides long. Its product is annotated as aldehyde dehydrogenase family 9 member A1. Gene Ontology annotation, molecular function: oxidoreductase activity, acting on the aldehyde or oxo group of donors, NAD or NADP as acceptor. The coding region runs from base 164 to 1681 and encodes 505 amino acids. The record is from RefSeq and is a predicted model, not a curated record. NCBI's taxonomy places the organism in Eukaryota, Metazoa, Chordata, Actinopteri, Pleuronectiformes, Cynoglossidae. The transcript is spliced from 12 exons.
GUGAUCAUGACGUAACAUUAAAAGGCGGUGCUCUGCAGUGAAAGGAGUCCGUCAUUUCCCCUUUGUUCCUGCUGCACGGAGUGGCUGCGUGAAUUGUCUUUCCUCAGCUGAACUUUCUGUAUUUAGCUCAAGUUAGACUAAGUCACGUUGGUUUUGCUGAAAAAUGGCUCAGUCAAUCCUCGACCUUAUUCCUGAGACAUGCACGGGAACCCUUACCAUAACUGAACAUCUGAACUUCUGGGGAGGGAAACGGGUGAAGCCCCUUCAUGAGACCAACGUUGAACCGGUUUUUGAGCCUGCUACUGGCCAUGUUCUGUGUCAGAUGGUCCCCUGUGGGGCUGAGGAAGUUGACGAGGCCAUAAAGAGUGCCUAUGGUGCCUACAAAAAAUGGAGCAAGUUGGCAGGAACCGAGAGAGCCAGAGUGAUGCUGGAGGCUGCUCGGAUUAUCAGGGAAAGAAGGGAGAAGAUCGCAAAGUUGGAAGUAAUUAACAAUGGCAAGUCAAUCACUGAAGCCCUGGUGGACAUUGAUAUUGCAUGGGAAUCCAUUGAAUACUAUGCUGGUCUGGCUAGUACACUCUCAGGCCAGCACGUUCAGCUUCCUGGAGGAGCAUUUGCAUACACAAGGAGGGAACCUCUUGGUGUGUGUGUGGGAAUUGGUGCCUGGAAUUACCCUUUCCAGAUUGCAUCAUGGAAGGCAGCACCUGCUCUGGCAUGUGGUAAUGCCAUGGUCUUCAAACCCUCUCCAAUGACUCCUGUGACAGCUGUUAUCCUGGCUGAGAUCUUCAAAGAGGCAGGAGCACCAGACGGGCUCUUCUGUGUGGUACAAGGUGGAGCAGAGACAGGGUCGUUGCUCUGCCACCACCCAAUGGUUGCCAAAGUUUCCUUUACAGGCAGUGUGCCCACAGGCAAAAAGGUCAUGGAAAUGUCUUCAAAGGGAGUGAAGCAGGUGACUUUGGAACUUGGAGGGAAAUCUCCACUCAUUAUUUUCAAGGAUUGUGAACUUGAGAAUGCAGUGAAGGGUGCACUCAUGGCUAAUUUCCUCACCCAAGGACAGGUUUGCUGCAAUGGUACCAGAGUUUAUGUACAACGAGAAAUCAUGCCUCAGUUCUUGGAUGAAGUGGUGAAGAGGACCAAGGCCAUUCGUUUAGGAGACCCUAUGCUGGACGAUACCAACAUGGGUGCUUUGAUCAGCAAACCUCACUUGGAGAAGGUGCUUGGAUUUGUGGAUCAGGCCAAAAAGCAGGGAGCCAAGGUGCUUUGUGGAGGAGAGCCUUUUACUCCUACAGACCCCAAACUCAAAGGUGGCUACUUCAUGUCCCCUUGUGUGCUUGACAACUGUAGAGAUGACAUGACCUGUGUGAAGGAGGAGAUCUUUGGGCCCGUCAUGUCAGUCAUGCCUUUCGAUACAGAGGAGGAGGUUCUCCAAAGAGCCAACAACACCACGUUUGGACUGGCUUCCGGAGUCUUCACCAGGGACAUUUCCAGAGCCCAUCGUGUAGCAGCAAACCUGGAGGCAGGGACCUGCUUCAUCAACAAUUACAACAUCAGUCCUGUGCAAGUGCCAUUUGGAGGAUACAAGAUGUCAGGGUUCGGCAGAGAAAAUGGUGAGGUAACCAUUGAGUACUACUCCCAGUUGAAGACUGUGGUGGUGGAAAUGGGAGAUGUGGAGAGCCUCUUUUAAACUUCACAUCAGUGCCUACAGUCGACGUGACUUUCAAGCUCUUUACCACCUUCAGUCAUGAGCUGCAGAUUUGCAUUAUGAUCAAAUGAUGUGAACUAACACUGCCACCUGUAUGAUUUGAUCACUUCAUUUCUUUAUAAAAAAUAAACAUUUGGUACACAAGUA